Fukomys damarensis (Damara mole-rat) is the source of this 1313-nucleotide messenger RNA. RefSeq names its product GTP binding protein 8 (putative) (gene Gtpbp8). The record is from RefSeq and is a predicted model, not a curated record. Gene Ontology annotation, cellular component: mitochondrion. Bases 31 to 900 code for a protein of 289 amino acids. Gene Ontology annotation, molecular function: GTP binding. Lineage: Eukaryota; Metazoa; Chordata; Mammalia; Rodentia; Bathyergidae. The transcript has 6 exons.
AUAGCUUUGAGGGGCUUCUGGGAAAUAAGCAUGGCGACAUCUGGCGUGAGGUUUGCGGUAGGAAGGCUGUUUAAAUUGACAAGGGGGCUUGGGCGCCCAAGUCGAGUUUACAGCACCUCCCAGAGUUUUGCUGAGGUGCUACGGCUGCCGAAGAGACAGCUGACGAAGCUAGUGUACCCACUGCAGGAAUUGGAACAGUACCUCGUCCCGGACACGAGGCCUGACCUGCAUCUAAGGAUCUUCGACCCUAGUUUAGAGGACAUCGCGAGAGCGGAGAAUUUCUUCGCUGCCACCACCACUAACCGCAUCGAGUACCUCAGCUCUGCUGUCCGUCUCAGCCACGCCCCGGAGCUCCCUAGGCCUGAGGUGUGUUUUAUAGGCAGAAGCAAUGUUGGAAAAUCCUCGUUAAUAAAGGCUUUAUUUUCACUAGCCCCAGAGGUUGAAGUCAGAGUCUCCAGAAAACCGGGGCACACAAAGAAAAUGAAUUUUUUCAAAGUUGGAAAAUGUUUCAUAUUGGUGGAUAUGCCUGGUUAUGGCUAUAGAGCACCUGAAGAUUUUGUUGAUAUGGUAGAGACCUAUCUAAAAGAACGGAGGAAUUUGAAAAGAACAUUUUUACUAGUGGAUAGUGUUGUUGGAAUUACAGAAAAUGACAAAAUUGCUGUAGAAAUGUGUGAAGAAUUUUCAUUACCAUAUGUGAUGGUAUUAACAAAAAUUGAUAAAUCUUCCAAAGGACAUCUUUUAAAACAAAUACUUCAGAUCCAAAAAUUUGUUAAUACAAAAACACAAGGAUGUUUUCCUCAGUUAUUUCCUGUAAGUACUGUGACCUAUUCUGGAAUCCAUCUGCUGAAAUGUUUUAUAGUAAAUGUAACAGGAAAUUUUAAUGGUUCCCACUUUAAAUGAAGUUUCAAAAUUCUUUGAGCCAACUCGAGUUAAACACUUGGAAGAAUUUCAGUAUUAUUUUAAAUGCUGUGCUUCUAAAAUUUGCACAAGGAUCACUUCAGCUUUAAGACCUGCAUCUUCCCAAAGCAAGAUGAAUUUAUGCCUGGGCAGCAGGAGAGUAUAAGUAACUGAAUUAUGCUGUUCAUUGUAACAGAUACUAGCUGGUUUUCCUGUUGCAGUAAACUGACAAGAGCAUAUAGAAACAUAAAACAAAACCUGUUACUACUAUGUAGAGAAAGGUUUGCCAUGUUAUUUAUAGGUCUUUUGAAAAUGUCUAUCAUGUAUUUUUUAAGAUAUUAAAAUAGACCAAAAGCAGCUAUUUUUCUGUUGAUAGGUAAACUGAAGAAUAAAAGCUCAUAUAUAUGCCUGUAAUU